UGCAGUAACUUCCUCGGACAUGUUCGGCUCAGUCAUCCGCGCCUAUUUGGAGCAAAACGACCUCAUGAGCUUCGUGCGCGACACCUGCUCCGUGGACCGGGAAACCGACAUCGUCGACGACGACGACGACGAAGACGAAGACGACGGCGUCAACGUCGACGACGUCAGGGCCAGGGUGACGCGGAAUUGCAACAGCAGCAGGUCUUCCGUCCCGUCCCCGGCCCCGAACGAUAAGCAUUUAUCGUUCGGGGGAAACGACGUCCGAACCGGGUCCGUUUCAUCCCUGGGGGCCAAGAAUAACAGCAGGAACGGAAGUGUCGACGGUGUCGAUAGGAAGUCCCAGGACAUGCACAAGUCUGUCGAGAGGGUUUCCAGCAGCGAACGUCGAAGACGAGCUGAGCAUCGACGGCCUGCUUCCAGGAGUAAAGUGCCGGCAGAUUUUUCGGAUCUGGACAGCGUUACCAAUUAUGAAGCCACGUCCGAGGAAGAAGAUUCGAUUGCUGGCAUCAAUUCUUUGGCUGAUGAGAGAAUGACGAGUGAUGGUGACAUUUCUGUGGCCAGUUUCGGCAGUUUGGAUCCGAAACGUGUCGCCCUUUUCUUCGACGUAUUUAAAGAAUAA
Molecule: messenger RNA, 619 nt
Organism: Notodromas monacha
Lineage: Eukaryota; Metazoa; Arthropoda; Ostracoda; Podocopida; Cyprididae
Source: the annotation of a GenBank genome assembly